Molecule: messenger RNA, 990 nt
Organism: Saccostrea cuccullata (small rock oyster)
Lineage: Eukaryota; Metazoa; Mollusca; Bivalvia; Ostreida; Ostreidae
Exons: 8
Coding region: 261-968 (235 amino acids)
Source: RefSeq, a predicted model, not a curated record
UCAGGGCUUCGCUUUUCACAAGUUUGCUUUUACUUUUCGCCCUUUGUGAAUCGAUACUUCCCUUUUCCAUACCUCCAAAACUGGAACAGUUCUCACUUCAGGUACAAUGUACAGGGAUAGGUGGAAUACGUGGGUUUACUGCGAGGGCUGUGAAGACUUAUUUUUCAGUUGCUGGUGAAGAGCCACUAGAGUUUACCCAAGCUUGCACAGAAUCCGAACCAGAUGAAAAGGAAUGUCUGUUCGAAAGAUUUGUUCUCUCAAUGGCUAGAGAAGUUUGUCAAAAAGACGAAACUACAAUUUUGGAAAGAUUGAACGUUAAUCGCACAUUUAUAGAUGAGCCAUUUUCUCGACAUCUUAUAAAUUCCACUUCAUCCGUUCCUGUUGAAAAAGAAAAUCAACAGGAAAGUCUUAUUAAUUCUUUGAAACUAGGAAUUGCUCUGGGAACCAUAUUUGGAUUUUUAUUUGGUGUCAUUGCGUCUUGCGGUAUAUUUGGGAUAUUCCGUAAAUUUCAAAGAAAUAUUCAAGAAAGAAAUCCGCCAAACACAGCACCCAAGGCGACAAUAUUAGGAGAUAAAGACAUUAAAACAGGACAACAAAAUGAUCAUUCAAGUAAUUACAUGUACUGUGAUAUCGAAGACGCCAAAUAUUAUAUACCCAAAGAGAUGACUUGUACAGGAAGCAGCGAAUCAGGUGCUUCAUAUAGCCAUGACUGUCCUCCAUUUACAUACAACCAUCUGAACGAAAAGAAUGAGGGUGAAGUUAGUGCGAAAUAUGAUCAUUUCCGGGAGGUUUCCUCAGGUGCCCGGAUGACAAAUGGUGACUACAAAAUAUUAGAGCCAUUGCAUUCUCAGGAUCAAAUGAACUUGAACAAAAUACCUGGAAAGUCGCCAACAAAUAAGGAAGGAGCUAUGAAUGACCAGGAUACUAGCACUGAUGCGUAUUUUGUUUUAGAAAAAGAAAUCAACUAAUAAACUAGUUACCAAAUUGCAA